Molecule: messenger RNA, 1386 nt
Organism: Fundulus heteroclitus (mummichog)
Lineage: Eukaryota; Metazoa; Chordata; Actinopteri; Cyprinodontiformes; Fundulidae
Product: troponin I, slow skeletal muscle
Exons: 8
Coding region: 16-675 (219 amino acids)
Biological process (GO): muscle contraction
Cellular component (GO): troponin complex
Source: RefSeq, a predicted model, not a curated record
CCUCUCACAUGAGCCAUGAAAUCUAUAUAUCUACCCUCUUUCAUCCCUUUGAGUCACAGACAAGGGAACUCUUCAGCAUUUAAAACCCACUUCCAAAGACCUAACAAGGUGGAAAUAGGAACUUCGAUCAUGCCGGAAACCAAUACGAAACCGAAGCCAAAGAUCUCUGCAUCUCGCAGAUUAUUCUUGAAGACCAAACUGUUAAAGAGGGCAAUGACUAUGCUGGAGAAUGAACAGGAACGCAGAAAAGAGAAUCGAGAGAAGGUCCUGGAAGAGAAACACCCAACCCUCCAGCUGUCAGGCCUGUCCAAGGAAGAAUUACAGACCCUUUGCAAAGAGCUCCACCAGAGAAUUGAUGUCAUCGAUGAAGAGCGCUACGACAUUGCUAGCAAAGUGGCAAUAAAUGACAAAGAGAUACAGAACUUGUCUCAAAAGAUCUUUGAGCUGAAGGGCAAGAUGAAGAAGCCGAACCUGAGGAAGGUGAGGGUGUCUGCAGGAGCCAUGCUGGGAGCCCUGCUGGGGGCGAAGGUAAAAGAGUCAGUGGACUUCAAGGCAAACCUAAAGACUGUGAAGAAAGAGGAGGAAAAGAAAGAAGAGGUGACUGACUGGCGUAAGAACGUGGACGCCAUGUCUGGGAUGGAGGGCAGAAAGAAGCUGUUUGACUCCGCCCAGUAGAUUUGGGACUAAUGUCACUGUAAAACCACUGCAUUGGAAAGAUUAAAAUAUUGUAGACUCACUUUAUUAUCUGACAGUGAAAAAUAGGGAAAGUAUGAAUUGUGAUACGGUUUUGAGUUUAUAGGCUACAAAGGUGACCAUUCUGACUUUGGGAUCAUUUUUUGUUGAACGCACAUUAAUGCAUAGUGUGUAUUCCACCCACUUGUGUGUGUCCGUUCCACUAUUACCUGGAGCAUUACAACUUUUCUUCUUUAUUAUUGGGUUGAAAAACAAACAGGCAUAGAAAGGUGAAUCUUAAACAGUCUUAAGAUUGUCCUAAAAGCUUAACUCUGGAUUGAAAGGACAGUGAAUUCACAUUCUUAUAUAUAUAAGCAGUUUAUACCGGAAUCAGCUCGUCAUGGAUCACACGAAGGUGCUUAUCCUUGAAAACAUGGGAAGUUACUGUGAAUUAUUCAGAUGAAUCAGUCUUAUGAUUUAUUUGUAAGGGAGCCAAGAAUGCUGUCGUUUUUUAUGGAGAACACUUGUAAAAUGUCUGUGUAUGCUCAAAAAUACUCGCAAUACAUUUAUCGUAUUUUCUAGCUGUCACUCAUAAAAUGUGUUAUUCACAUAUUAGAACUGUUUUAGAACAACAUGAUAUGUCCAAUGUUUUAGUAUGCAAAGCAGUUUUUCAUUCUCUGCAAACAUCUAAAUAAACUACAUUAUUAUUUCUGA